Molecule: messenger RNA, 2412 nt
Organism: Hansenula anomala
Lineage: Eukaryota; Fungi; Ascomycota; Saccharomycetes; Phaffomycetales; Wickerhamomycetaceae
Exons: 1
Coding region: 1-2412 (803 amino acids)
Biological process (GO): regulation of DNA-templated transcription
Molecular function (GO): DNA-binding transcription factor activity, RNA polymerase II-specific; zinc ion binding
Source: RefSeq, a predicted model, not a curated record
AUGGAGGCAUCAGCUACAACAAAUACUGAGCAUAACUCCGUGUCCAAGGAUCAAGAUACCAUUAUGGAAGAGAACAGCUCAAAAUCAUCAUCACCAGAAGAAACAGCAGUUCACAUCAAGAGAAGACCAAGAAGAUCAUACAACUGUGGGCCAUGUAAGAAACAAAAGAUCAAGUGUGAUACACAGACACCAUGCGGAGCUUGUAAGCGUCACAAUAGAACAGAUCAAUGCUUAGCGUCACCACCGAACCCUCCUUCACCAGACCAUAAAAAGCGUAUCAAAAAGAUCUCAUUGUCGUUAGGAGAACCAGUGAAUAUUAAACCAAUGAAUCAACACCAAAUACACAACAAUGGUUCACCAGUUGGAGUUUUACCAUCGACAGCAAGUGGGAACUCUCCUGAUUUCAAACUUCCUUCUUUACAGGCAUACACUUCUAGUUUCAAGAUCAAUAGUGGUGGAUUUGAAGCCCCAAGGGACAAUUUGAUACCAUUGGGUCAAAGAAUGCAACAACUAUCAACAGACGCCAGUCCUUAUAUAGCAUCAAAAGAGAACAGCAUAAGCCAAAUACCCAGACCGUGGGAUAGAUCUUCAACAAGUCCAGGUUAUAAUAGUUCCAACAGCCUAUUUAAACCAAUAAAAUCUGAACAUGAUGAAGUUUAUCAAUUGAGAAGCCAAAUAUCGUUAUUGACAAGUCGUUUGACUUCCUUAGAAACAAAACUUGAAUCAUUAGAUCAAAAAAAAUCAAUGAAGUUAGCCAUAGAUGACAACGUCUUCGAGUAUUUAUCAACCAUUCCACAUCAAGUUUCCAUAAAUGAUGCAAGUGAAAAUUCAAAAAGCAUCAACAUCAAAUUCUUACAGCCUGACAAAUUGGAUAAUUGGGACGAUUUUGUUCAAGUGAUUCCCGAUAACCUGGCUUUAUCAAAUAUUGCACAAUUCUUCAAAUUAUAUUUGAACCCGCCAAUGAACUUGAUAGAUGCAAAAACUUUGGAUUAUUGCUUUGACUCACAAAAGUUGGAUAAAGGAAAGUCACUGGUGACCCAGGAGGAUUGGGAAUGUUUAUCUUUAGUUGCAAUGGUUUGCUCCUUAACAGUAUUGAGUUAUCCUCAAGAUUCCAUUGAAAGUCAUCUCAACAUCAAGAGGACAAAUGCACUUUAUGUAUCAAACACAUUAUUUCAAAUAUCUAAGAAUUGCCUCAACAUUGUCAAAUAUAGGGAAAACCCAAAGUUGAUUCAUUUGCAGAUUUUGCUUUUAUGCUCAAAUUAUCUGAAAGUAUUUAACAAAAAGAACUUGCUCAUCACAACUAAUUCAGAAAUGGUUUCAAUUGCAUAUACUUUAGGAUUGCAGUCUCUGAUAAUCCCUCAAAAUAGCCUUGAAGUUGAAACAUCACAAAAGAUAUGGUGGAUAAUUUGUUUGAAUGAUACCUUGAACUCCCUUAAAUUUCAAAUACCACCGUUAAUAAGAUUAGAAAACCUUCCAAAGGCUCAAAUCGGCGGCUCUCAUAUUUUAAAAGCUUUCAUAUCUGCUGAAGUUUCAAGUUUCAAUUCAAUAAUUACUUAUAUUGCCAAAAUCACCAAAAUUUGCAGCGAAAUACCUUUAGUGUCCAAACAAACCACACUUGAGUAUGUUGAAAGCCUAGUGAUCAUCGAUAGGCAAUUGACCAGUCUGCAAAUACCGCAUAGUUUUAGUCUUUUGAACCCAAGAAACGACAUUGUCUCCAAUUUUCAAAGUUGUUAUUUACAUUUUGUUCUGGUGCUGAGUAGGUUUGAGAUUUAUAAAAAGAUCUAUUUCACUUCACAAAACUCUUCAAUCUGGUUGGUAAUGGUUUCAGUACUAGAAAGUUUCUUCAAAAGGUAUAGUGAAUUGAAAAACAUGUAUCCCCCAAAAGAUCAUUUAAAUAACUAUCUCCAGAUUUCAGACCACCUCAUAAUCAGUGCCAUCACCAACUUAUUGAUAUCAAUAUCAGAUCCAGAGAUAUUACCAAGAGGAUAUAAGCAAAUUAUCCAUUCAUAUUUUGACUCCAUCCUUGAGGAUCUCCAAUUAUUGAGGCUCUCAGUUCUCAAUGACACCACACCGUUCUAUAACCAAUCAUUCAAGAUAAUUCAACGUCUAAGUUCAGUCUAUCAGUUGCAAGAAUCAAGAUCUUUAUCUGCUGAAGUAUCCGCUCAAAUAGAAGAGUCACAGAAGAAGCAACUGGAGGUGAGUUCCAAACUGAAAGAUUCAAGGGUCUUUGAAUCUCAAGAAUCUGAAUUAGGAUUGGUCCCAAGUAAUGAAUUUUUUAACGUCUUUCUCACUUCUUUAUAUCAAGAACAGCGGAAUUCCCAGCAGCGAAGUGUUACUAAUGAAACCUGGUCACUGAAAGACGUACUUGAUAACGAUCAAAUCUUUUUCUUGAGAUGUAUAGGUAUUUGUUGA